This is a messenger RNA of Melanaphis sacchari, 1726 nucleotides long. It is a transcript of the gene Caf1-55, whose product is annotated as histone-binding protein RBBP4. The coding region runs from base 318 to 1601 and encodes 427 amino acids. The record is from RefSeq and is a predicted model, not a curated record. Gene Ontology annotation, biological process: regulation of gene expression. The transcript has 9 exons. Gene Ontology annotation, cellular component: ESC/E(Z) complex; NuRD complex; nucleus. Gene Ontology annotation, molecular function: histone binding. NCBI's taxonomy places the organism in Eukaryota, Metazoa, Arthropoda, Insecta, Hemiptera, Aphididae.
CGGCGUUUUUCGAUUAUCAUCUCUCUUUAUUUUCGUGUGUUUUUGGCGCAAUUUAUUGUUUUUCCUUUUCUUAGUUCUCUCCGCCUAUCGUCGUGACGCUGUGCCUGUGCAUCGACAUCACACACUUUCCGCGCCGCAAGUGUGCGUUGUACGGUUUGUACACAUCACGGUCGUCGGUUAACUCAAAAUUUCCCGGUGAAAUCUGUCGUGCCCAUCGUCCGUGCCACCGUCACGAAACGCUCAUCAUUCCUUUACAUCAACUGGCAUCGACCAAAGAACACCGACCAUUUACGUAUUAGCAUUCAUCUGCGGCGAUAAUGGGUGACAAGGAAGGUGAUACGUUCGAUGAGGCAGUUGAGGAGCGUGUCAUCAAUGAGGAAUACAAGAUAUGGAAGAAGAAUACACCGUUCUUGUACGACUUGGUUAUGACUCACGCUCUUGAGUGGCCAUCGCUUACCGCUCAGUGGCUUCCAGACGUUACUCGCCCGGAAGGCAAAGAAUAUUCUAUACAUCGUUUAAUACUUGGUACUCAUACUUCAGAUGAACAGAAUCAUUUAUUAAUUGCUAGUGUUCAGUUACCAAAUGAAGAUGCUCAAUUUGAUUCUUCUCAUUACGACGGAGAAAAACAAGAAUAUGGUGGAUUUGGUUCUGUGAGUGGUAAAAUUGAAAUCGAAAUUAAAAUUAACCAUGAAGGUGAGGUUAAUCGUGCUCGUUACAUGCCUCAAAAUCCAUGUGUAAUUGCUACUAAAACACCUUCAAGUGACGUAUUAGUAUUUGAUUAUACCAAACAUCCAUCAAAACCUGAUCCAAAUGGAGAAUGUCAACCGGAUUUAAGAUUAAGAGGUCAUCAAAAAGAAGGCUAUGGUUUAUCCUGGAACCCCAAUUUAAAUGGAUAUUUGUUAAGUGCAUCUGACGAUCAUACCAUAUGUCUAUGGGAUAUUAAUGCCACUCCCAAAGAACAUAGUGUUGUUGAAGCUAAAACUAUAUUUACUGGACAUACUGCUGUUGUUGAAGAUGUUGCUUGGCAUUUAUUACAUGAAUCGUUAUUUGGUUCUGUUGCUGAUGAUCAAAAACUAAUGAUUUGGGAUACACGUGCCAACAAUACGAGCAAACCAUCACAUACUGUUGAUGCUCACACUGCUGAAGUUAACUGUUUAUCAUUUAAUCCAUAUUCAGAAUUCAUUUUAGCUACAGGAAGUGCUGAUAAAACUGUAGCCUUAUGGGAUUUAAGAAAUCUGAAGUUAAAAUUGCAUUCCUUUGAAUCACAUAAAGAUGAAAUAUUCCAAGUACAGUGGUCACCACAUAAUGAGACUAUAUUAGCAUCUAGUGGUACAGAUAGACGUUUACAUGUUUGGGAUUUAAGUAAAAUAGGGGAAGAACAGUCGCCAGAGGAUGCUGAUGAUGGCCCCCCGGAACUUUUGUUUAUCCAUGGUGGUCAUACUGCUAAAAUAUCAGAUUUUUCUUGGAAUCCUAAUGAGCCAUGGGUUAUAUGUUCAGUUUCUGAGGAUAAUAUUAUGCAGGUAUGGCAAAUGGCUGAAAAUAUUUAUAAUGAUGAAGAACCGGACGCUAGUAGUCCUGAAGUAGACACACCUGUUCCUUAAACUUUGUACAUUAAUUUUAUCAAGAUUACUUUAAGCGUAACAUAAAUAAUAAUGGUCUUUUUUUUUUUAUUCAAUUUGCUAUUUGAAAUGUACAUAUAAGCACUGAGUAUAUUCAAUUCUAUUCA